Penicillium pulvis is the source of this 1374-nucleotide messenger RNA. Its product is annotated as pheromone receptor. Gene Ontology annotation, molecular function: mating-type factor pheromone receptor activity. Gene Ontology annotation, cellular component: membrane. The transcript has 2 exons. Gene Ontology annotation, biological process: G protein-coupled receptor signaling pathway. Lineage: Eukaryota; Fungi; Ascomycota; Eurotiomycetes; Eurotiales; Aspergillaceae. The record is from RefSeq and is a predicted model, not a curated record. Bases 1 to 1374 code for a protein of 457 amino acids.
AUGACGACAGAUACGAAGCUAUAUCCGAUGGCGGUGGUCAUUCCGGCCCUGUCGUUCAUCUCAAUUCUCCUGUGCCUCCCGCCACUGGCUCUUCAUGCCAAAAAUCGCAAUUUUCCUGCGGCAGCCCUCAUCUGCUGGGCCAUUCUGCUGAGUGUGUUUAAUAUCAUCAAUGCUAUUUUGUGGCCCACAGAUGACAUUUCAUCAUGGUGGGAUGGUGCCGGUCUCUGUGACAUCGAGGUUAAGGUUAUGGUGGCAAGCUAUGUGGCUGUACCCGCUGCUCUGACUUGUAUCUUCCGCGGGCUGGCAGCAGUGCUGGACACAAGUCGAGCCGUCCUGGUUCCGAGCAAGACCCAGCGCUGGCGCAAUCGGCUGGUGGAGCUUGUCCUCUGCGUUUUCGUACCAACCAUGGCAAUGGUCACCCAUUUCAUCUAUCAGAAAGAUCGCUAUCUCCUCUAUGCCAUCUCGGGGUGUGUCAACAAUUAUGACGAGAGUUGGCCAAGUUUCGUGCUGGCAUGGAUGUGGCCACCCAUUCUCUGCUUGAUCUCUGCAUACUAUUGCUGCCUCGUCCUUAUCCGCCUUCACAGAUACAGAAGCGACUUCGAGGUCAUCCUCCGCUCAUCAAACAGCAACAUGAGCAAGUCCCGUUUCCUUCGACUAUUCUUCGUCGCUUUUACCAUGCUCGUAAUCAUCCUCCCCGUUCAAGCCUAUGUUGUCUACUAUGACCUAUCUCUUUCCCUCCCCUGGCACGCCUACUCCUGGUCCCGAGUCCACCAUGCAUCAUGGAACCAAAUCAUCAAGGUCCCUACAAACGGCAAAGUCUUCUUCGAUCGCUGGACACCCAUCGCCAUAGGCAUCAUCAUCUUCAUCUUCUGCGGCUUUGGCCGUGACGCCAUCCGAGUCUACCGCAUGGUCCUUUGGCGGUUGGGCUUCGGAUACUGCUUUCCCGGUGUGUCGCGUCCGCUGGACUCGCAUGCUACGAUCCAACCUCCCCAAGCCUCGAAUUCAACAACCCUAGUCGACUCACCUCGGCCUCAGAAGAAGUCGCUCUUCAAGUGGCGCAAGAAUGCUUACAGUGAUAUCGAGAAGGGUCCUCGGCAGUCUUCUUGUGUCAAUUCCGAUGUCCAUUUCCGCAACAUGCCCUGGUAUCGGGCACCCUGGUCCUUGUUCAAUCACCGCUUUGCUCGAGGCCGUGAUCAAGUUGUCCUGCUGAAUGAUAUUACUGGGCCCGAACUGACGGUUUGUACGAAUGCUUGGGCGGGGACCAGUGCGAGUCGUCCCAGUAGCGAGUUUUCGGGGAUCAAUACAUCACCUACUCCGGUGGAUUCUAUUCAUAUCAAGCAUGUGAUAUCCCAGCAGAGUGAGAUUCAGCUUUGA